CUGAGCGUGAUUACGUUCGAAACAAUCCCAUAUUGACCAGAUACAUAACUUGUCUCAGACUCUCAGAUCUGAUCUACAGUUUAUAACUUUUGGAGGUCACGCUGCGCUUGCCACUCAGGUAGACUUAAGUAGCUAUCUCCGUUUAUAUUGUAGUCGCUCUCAACUUCUACCGGUUAGUCGUUUCGCGGCAUUCCACCUGAAGUGUUGUGUGAUCAGUUUGCAGUGAUAAAGUGAGUGCAUUGUUCUAAGAUGCGUAUCGGAGCUACCAUCCCAAACUUCAAGGCCGAUUCGACCAAGGGUCCGAUCGACUUCUACGAAUGGCUCGGGGAUUCGUGGUGUGUCCUUUUCUCCCAUCCGGCCGACUUCACUCCGGUUUGCACAACGGAGCUGGGUCGUAUUGCCGUCCACCGGGAGCACUUUGCGAAGCGAAAUGUGAAAAUUUUGGCCCACUCGGUAGAUGACCUCAAGUGCCACGUCGAUUGGGUUAAUGAUAUCAAAUCAUACUGCCCGGAUAUCAUCGGAAAUUUUCCCUACCCGAUCAUUGCCGAUCCGACGCGGGAGUUGGCUGUGAAGUUUGGAAUGCUGGACGAUAAGGACAAGGACGAUCCGGAGUUGGCGCAUACCGUCCGCGCUUUGUUCGUCAUUAGCCCUGACCAUCGUGUCCGUUUGACGAUGCACUAUCCCACGUCUACUGGAAGGAAUGUCGAUGAAAUUCUGCGGGUUAUCGAUUCACUGCAGCUGACUGAUCGUCUGAAGGUGAUUGCAACACCCGCAAACUGGACGCCCGGUACCAAAGUGAUGAUCCUCCCGAGCGUCUCCGAAGCGGACGCUGAUAAGCUGUUUUCCAACAUUGAGCGCGUUUCGAUGCCAUCCGGAAAUGUCUACGUGCGCACGACCACCGAUUACGAGUGAUGUGGGCAGAUCAUUCAAGUGCAUGGGUUGGGCGCGUAUGAGAGCGGCAUCGGCACAAACCGGUAGAAUCGGACUUGUUUUUCGCUCGCAAGCCAUAUCGUAUUUCAGUCACAUCUCGACAAACAGUUUAUGUAAUCAUUUCAAUAAAAACAUUCUAUUAUUGUUUCAUUACUUAUUCUUCUA
Molecule: messenger RNA, 1095 nt
Organism: Armigeres subalbatus
Lineage: Eukaryota; Metazoa; Arthropoda; Insecta; Diptera; Culicidae
Product: peroxiredoxin-6-like
Exons: 6
Coding region: 250-912 (220 amino acids)
Biological process (GO): cellular oxidant detoxification; cell redox homeostasis
Cellular component (GO): cytosol; mitochondrion
Molecular function (GO): peroxiredoxin activity
Source: RefSeq, a predicted model, not a curated record